CCGCCGUCGGGCAGAGCGAGCGACAGAGACGGAGCGACGCAGAGAGCUGCCGCUGCGGCGGACUCAGUCGAGGCGCAGUGGCCGGGCCUGCGUGUCCUGCGCCCAACUCUCUCGCUCUCUCUCUCUUUCUCUUUCAUUCUCUCUUUCUCUCUCUCUCUGUCUCUCUGUCUCUCUCUCUCUCUCUCUCUCUCUUUCUCUGGGCCGUCUGCUCUCUCGUCUUCGGUCCUCCAGCCGCAGCUCUGCUGCACUAUCGCGCCCAUCCACGCACACUCGUCGUCGUCCUUCCCGCUGUCCUCCCCACCGUUCCUCUCUGUUCACGCUCAGUGCGCGCGAUACCAUGGUCGGCUAAGUUGCGUGUCAGUGCGGCAUGUCGCCCGGAACGGCGACCAACUGCUCUCCGGGAGACCCGGCGGCCCUCGCCCGUCCACCGCACGAGGUGAGCCCCCAGUAAGGACGCCGAGUUUACGAAAUUUCUCCUGCGCGACGGGCGACAAUGAAGCCGGGGACUCGGCUGGCCUCUUCCGAAACGACUGUGUGGAAGCGCGGCUGCAGGCUCAAGUAGUCCUGGCGGCUCUGGCGCGGUGCUGUUGAGGUGGCGGCGGAGGACCAGCAGCCGCGGCCGCUAUGAACGCCAGCGUCAACAUCGAGAGGAACUCGUGGCGGCUACCCCCCGACGAGACCGUUCAAGUCGGCGACUCCCGCUCAAAAUCCACCCAGGUAAAAGAGGACCUCUCCUAUCCAGGCGAGGGGCACAACUGGCGCAGCAUCAUCUUCUCGCUGCUGGUCAUCAGCACCGUCAUCGCCGGCAUCGUCACCGCCAUUUACCUGCUCGGGUACGUGGACGAACUUCUGUACUGGAGCGGUCGCCGACUGACGCUGGAGGAGUGCCUGCACGGCGACUUGACUCCCCGCAGGCUGCCGCCCUCUUGGAUAUCGCACGACAAAUUCGUCUACCAGGCGGACGACGGUUCGCUCGGCCUUCUCGACACCUCCAACAACUCCAUCUCGCUUCUGGUGUCCAACCACACUCUCAGGCAGCUGAACGUGCAAGGCUACCAGUGCAGCGCGGACCUACGCUACGUGCUGUUCAAGCACAACGUGAAGCCGGUGUUCCGGCACACGUCUACUGCUCAUUACACCGUGUACGAUGUCACCAACGACCACCACAUGCCCCUUCGGCUGCAGGCCUCGUCGCGGGUCCAGCAGACGCCCUUCCAGCACGCCGCCUGGCUUGGCAACAGCACCGCGCUGUUGAUGGUCUCGGACAACGACAUCUACGUGCGCAGCUCGCCCACCUCCAACGAGGACACCAGGCUCACCGACACCGGCGUGCCCGGGAUCAUUUACAAUGGGGUGCCCGACUGGCUCUACCAAGAGGAGGUCCUGCCCCGGCCCGACUGCACCUGGCCCAGCUCCGACGGCUCUCACCUCAUGUUCGCCAGCUUCAACGACUCCAAGGUUACUGCUUUGGAAUUCCCGUGGUUCGGAGCGACGAUGGGCAGUGAUGUGCAGCGCAAAGGUGUAUUCCCGCCUGCCAGAUCGGUGAGAUACCCCACGCCGGGCUCUCCCAACCCCGAGGUGGACGUUUGGAUUGUGGACUUUGCCAACGUGACAACGGCCUACAACAAUACUACUAACACAACCAGCUCCACUCCUAAUAAAGUGAAACUCAAGCCGCCACCUGUGUUUGACGGCCAGGAGUAUUACCUGAUAUCGGCGGGCUGGAUCGGCGAGGACUCGUCGCAGGUAGCGGUGGUGUGGAUGACGCGCUCGCAGAACCUGUCGGUGGUGUCGGUGUGCCGCGCGCCCAGCUGGGAGUGCGAGGAGACGCACUCGGAGCGCGCGCCCGAGGGACAGUGGCUGGACGCCCAGCCUCACCCGGUGUUCGCGCCUGACGGCGACAGCUUCCUGCUGCUCGCGGCCGUGCAAGAAGGCGACCAGGAGCACUUCACGCACAUCAAGCACGUCACUCUCACCCAGCAGAGAAUCGCCGUGCUGUCGCACGGCCGGUACGAGGUCAGCGAAAUUCUGGCCUGGGACACCAAGUCCCACCUGGUCUACUACUUGGCGAGCAAGGAAAACAGCCCCGGCCAGAAGCACUUGUUCUCGGUGAAAGACCCGAUAGCCGACGAUCCUCGCCGAGUGGAGCCCUACUGCGUGACCUGCGAAAUAGGCGACUUGCAGUGGAACAGCCGGCUCUACUACACCAACUGCUCGUACUUCGGGGCGUCGGUGAACCCUCCGCUCGGCGACGAGGCCGCGCAGCCGCGGGACGACGAGGAGUUUGGCUACUACGUGCUGUACUGCAACGGUCCGGGACUGCCGCUGGCCGCGGUGCACUCGAUGCGAAGCAACCGGAUGGUCAGGGUGCUGUACGACACAAGGAUACAGAGGGCCGAGCUGAUGUCGCAGCUGGCGCUGCCCAAGCGGCAGAGCUUCGAGGUGCCGCUGCCGCAGGGCUGGCGCGCGCAGGUGCAGCUGCUGCUACCGCCGUCGUGGCGCGAGGAGCUGCGCGACGCGGCCUUCCCGGUGCUGGUGGAGGUGAACGGCCGGCCGGGCAGCGCCGCGGUCACCGACCAGUUCGGCAUCGACUGGGGCACCUACAUGUCCAGCCACAACGACGUGGUGUACGUGCGCCUGGACGUGCGCGGCUCGCGCGGCCAGGGCAAGCGCGCGCUCUACCGGCGCAUCGGCGGCGUCGAGGUGCAGGACCAGGUGACGGUGCUGCGCCACCUGCUCGACACCCUCAAGUACCUCGACGAGUCGCGCGUCGGCGUCUGGGGCUGGGGCUACGGAGGAUACGUCACCGCCAUGGUCCUCGGCAGCCAGCAGGGCGUCUUCAAGUGCGGCGUCGCCGUCAAUCCCAUCGCCGACUGGCUCCUCUACAACUCGGCGUUCACGGAGCGCGUGCUGGGGCCGCCGUCGGAGAACUACAAGGCCUACGUGGAGGCCGACCUGACGCAGCGGGCGAGGCUGGUGCCGAGUCACAGCCUGUUUCUGCUGCACGGCAUGGCCGACCACACGGCGCCCUACACCCACGGAGUCUACCUCGCCAAGGCCCUGACCGAGUCGGGGGUGAUCUUCCGAUACCAGAGCUACGCGGACGAGGACCACGCUCUGACGGGCGUGCUCAGCCACGCCUACCGUUCCAUGGAGGACUUCCUGACCCAGUGCCUCGCCCUGGACAUCUCCUCCUAGUGCCUCAGCGGACAAGCGACCGUCGCGGCCUCGUCGCGGCCUCGUCGCCACUUGUCUCUCCGAUCUGCCGUUCGCCCCGACGACGGCGGACGUCGAGGCAGGGCUCGCGUCGCUCGCGUCGCUCGCCCACCACUCGCACUUGGGCUUCGCCCACUUGCUUUCGGCCACUUUCGCGGUCGUCCGGCAGCAGGCUGAUCCGAGCCCUGUCCCCCGAACCCUGCCACUCGUCGACCAAAGGAAUCGAGUCCGCGAUACAAUCACACCUGGAAACCAACUGUCGAUAUUUACUGGUUGUCCGUUUCGAGCUCCGCGCACGGCGCGCUGCGCCCAACUCAUUCGUGUACGGCUUUCUGCGUCUACUCGGCUAACUUUAACCGAGAGCCAACAGCUGUAAUAUAUAUAAUAUUACGUUUACGACUAUCACGCCUAGGGAUGUAAGAAUAGCAACAGAGAGCGAGUUAUCCACUUUCGGCCUCACCACAACUUACGCAUGCGCGCUGCACGAACUUGCAUACAAGGUACACUUUGAGAGAUAUUUGUACAUAACUAUUCAACGUGCAUCAAUAUUGUUAUCGCGAAAAUUAAAAAAAAAAGAAAAAAAAAAAGAAAAAAGAAAAAAAAGCGAUUAUUAUUAUUAUUAUUAUUAUAUAUAAUGCAAAUAAGUUGUCGAGAUUUAUUGCGAAAAGUCACUCUUUGAAUCUAGGUAUGGUCGUUACUGUUAUUGUUGUAACUAUCAUUGUCACUGGGUCAGGAUAAAGAGAACUGCGAAAAGAAAAAAAAGAAAAAAAAAAGAAAAAAAAAAAAGAAAAAAAAGAAAAAAAAAGAAAAAAAAAGAAAAAAAAGAAAAAAAAAGAAAAAAAAGCGAGGCGAGAGAUAGAGCCGUGCGUCCUGGUCGGCCCGCUAGAAGGAUUCGAGCGAGCGCGACGAGGACGCACGGCACGGACGAGAAUAAAUCCGCACGCUGUGCGCGCCGCAGCAGCCCUUAUAUGCCGACAAUCAAGGCUAGUGCAAGUAAUCAAACAAUAAGUAAGUCGAUAAGGAAAAAUGUAAGCGUAGUAGCGAUAUGAUAAUAGUUAACUGCUGGCUUGCGUCGCCGCCGCGGGAGGAGGAGGAGGAGGACGGUAGGUCGACGGGCUCGCGAGCUUACCUCGCGCGCGGAUAGCGGGGCCUGGUUGAAUCGAGCUUCAUUCAGUUUUUUCCGCUCAGCGAGCGGCGCUUAUGCUGUCCCGCGCGCACGCGGACACGCAAAUACGAGCUGUCGCGCGUGGAACGACUAUACGACGAUACACGAUACAUGCAGAUUAUUUAUGCCACUUGUUAUUUAUAUAUUAACGUAUGUGCAAUUCAUAGUCGGUGUAAAAUGUUGCGUAGAAUUGACACGAAACACGGUGCUGUUGCUAUUAGUUGUAAUGGAGUCAUCUGAUUAACGAUGAGAUACGAUCGUCGAUGUGUGUUUGUGUGUGUAUUCAAAAGACAAAGUGUUUUACGGAGCAUUCGUGUGCAUUGCAGUAGGUCGGAAAAUUUACCAAAAAAAAAGAAAAAGAAAAAGGAAAAAAAAAUCAAGUUUAUCGUUGGUCGAUGUGUAAUACGAUUGCAGGCUGGGCUCGAUCGGAGUCGCGCGAGUUACGACGCUGACGCCGCAAUUUUUCGUCGACUCGUUGCCACGAUUCAAUUAGUUUUUUCCUCCGCCCGAGUCUUUCCGCGACGAACAGGAAACUUCGCGCCGCGCGCAUAUAGCUCCGAGGACCGUGAUGCAGACUUUUCGAAUACGUCACCGGUAAAAAGUCUCGUGCCAAAAGUUUCGCGAUGGACCGUCGCGUAUCUCACGCCCAGCGCCGGGCGUUGUUUAUAUAGUGGAACGCGGCGACAAAUAAACACCGAGAUAAAACGCACGCGCGCGCGCGAGCUAUGGGAGAAAGUUGUUGAAUUUCAGAUAUUCGACGGCGACUGCGUCGUUGCCUUCGCGGCCUCGUAUACUGACUCGCGUAAUUUAGGGGCGCGUCUUUUAUUUUGCUCGCGCAUGACGUUACAAUCGAGGAUGUGGGCGAGCAAUUCGGCCGCUGGUUUUGCGCCGCGAUCAGUCAUUAAGUGUUAAACGUAUAAACGUUCGAACGUUUUAGAAAGGAUUUUGGACUUUGUUUUUUAUUCUAUUCCGAACGAGUUUAAAAUAUUCGAGGGCUCUAUAUCAUUGCGUUGCGCAUAUGUAGACAUUACAAAUUAUUUGAAGAAUAAUGAAAAACAUUUCGUGUUUUUAUAUAUCACGUUAUAGACUUUUGUACACCAGAACGGAUUGUAAUGAACUUCCAUCUAGAGAUUGUUUCAAAUUUAUUAACACGUUUUUCAAGCUCUUUUUUCGAUCGUAACAUUGAUAAACAUAUUAAACUGUAGCGUAAGUUUAUUGUACAAAAAUGAGAAAGUUUGUAGAUAGAAAAAUAAAAGUUGACUUCUCGUUAUGAUCUCUGGAGCCCACGGGAAAAAUGCGUUAGAUCACAAUAAUAAUCACAAUGUACGAGCGGACACUUAACGUUCUCGCUAGUAACGCAUAGAAAUAAUCUACAGCUUGAUAACAUUUAACAAGAAGAAAGCGGCCGCUAACCCAGCUGAAGAAGGAUGCACCGACGAGAGCGCGAAACUCAAUCAAAAUCGCUAUUUAAGGAAUCUCAAAUUUUUGCAUUUUCUAUCGAACCUUAUCCCCGACUUUUUCUCUCCGAAAUCUGUUUGUGCUUUUUCGUCUUUUGUAAAAAAUGAAUGUCAAAAGUCUACGUGUGUCGACGGAAACAAAAAUAUAUUUCUAAUCGUUCUAGCUUCUUACCAGAAACUUGCAAAAUUUGAGUUUUCCGAAGCUGUGGGCAACAAAUUUGUACAGGCGCGAAAAGACUCGCCAGCGGCGCUGAUGGUGAAAGAUCUAAAUUGUAAGUGUCGCUUUAGUCGUCGCUGCUUUGGCAAAAGAAAAAGAUAAUCGAAAACAAAGAAACAAACAAAAAAAGACUUUCGUACGAAUUUUUCAGACUCCUAAAUUAGGAAAAGGAGACUCUGGAAGCUCGAAAAUGAAUCUGCGUCAAUUACACUGAGCAAAGCGAUAUGUUAGUUACGUAUAAUAUUAGAGAGAAGCGCAUGGUGAUGUGACAGCGCCGUCGAACUUGCGAUUAGCACCAGUUAUUAUCUUCCACCGUAACACUCACGAGAUAAUCAUGUUACUAAGACUCUGCGUUUUUUAAUAUCAGCGAGACGAGGCACGGCCCGAGUAUGUCGGGCGGGCGACAAUGUUUUCAAUAAACUGUUACAUUACCUGAACCCUUAUGUUAUCUGUCUUGCAAUUUGCUUGAAUCCAAUCGUUAUUUUAACAGUUGUUUAUAGACGCAAACAAACGAUAGUCGAUAAAUAUUUUCGUU
Messenger RNA from Phymastichus coffea, 6590 nucleotides. RefSeq names its product inactive dipeptidyl peptidase 10. The transcript is spliced from 15 exons. The record is from RefSeq and is a predicted model, not a curated record. Gene Ontology annotation, molecular function: dipeptidyl-peptidase activity; serine-type peptidase activity. NCBI's taxonomy places the organism in Eukaryota, Metazoa, Arthropoda, Insecta, Hymenoptera, Eulophidae. The coding region runs from base 625 to 3198 and encodes 857 amino acids. Gene Ontology annotation, biological process: proteolysis.